CAGCCAGUAAUGGGCAGAAUAGUCUAUCAACUCCCAGAAGGUCCGACAUCUACCUACAAAUGCCAACACCUCAUACCAGUGGAUUUCCUGUGGAGAUAGAUGAUAUGGAAAAGACUCAUGAGAGUGACCUCCGCCCGUCUCAAAAUGGCAUCCACGAGAACUCCCCUGAAACAUUGGGGCUAUCCAAGUUGCAUUGGUGGACAACAAUCCCAUUGGGCCUUGUCUUCAUUUUUAUCGCUGCCGGAUCGGAAGUUGUAUUAGAGCGCACGCGCCACGGGUUAGGAUUUGAUAUCUAUCUUACCGACACCGAACUCUCUCGCGGUAGACAGUUCCUGAAGUCAUUUCUGCCAUCUAUUCUUUUCACUCCCUUAUUCCUCUGGUUCACAACAUCCUAUGGUGCUAUCAGGCUGCUCAAACCCUACAUUGGUACUGAGAAAGAUCGGGACGAGUACGAAAAGAACAGUCCGGGCUCGGCUGUGCUUCUAAGUUUCAGAAAGCACCAUUGGGUGGUCUUCAUACUCUCUUGCAUCGCAAUCAGCGGUGGCAUUUUCCAUUCCCUGGCUGGAUCAUAUUUCCAGAUUAUUCCGACGUCCCACCAGCAGGCAGCGAGAGUGCGUAUCGCAGGUAAAACGGCUCAGGGCUAUGACAAUCUUACAAACUCAUACAUCCCGUUCGUGGAUGCGGCAGGGUUUGUGGGCACCGUUCGCCAGAUCGGUGCUCUGUAUUCUCCAUUUAUCUUUGAUGACACCACUGGCAAAACUGGGAAUUUCUGGGUGGUGCCAAGCCUUACUCCCACUGAUUCAAGUGCAUCUGCCCAAGGUGGAAACGUGAGCAUCACAUUCAAGGGAUUGUCGGUGCAAGCCAAAUGUGCUCCGGUUCCAUCACCAGUAAUCUCGGGUCCGGACAGCGCCAAAUUGUACCACAUAUCGGGAUCUCUUCCCCAUAACUGCUCCGCCACUUCCUAUGCCAGCCCCGAUGGCACAACAUGGUACAGCUGGAUGGUUGACGCCCCUAUUGGAUGUGUGCGAGGCAUCGACCCUGGUAACAACUACACACUCCCAAGUGACCCGGUGUAUUUCUCUCCCGUGGCAUUCUCUUUCUUCAAAAACAUAUCGAGCUACUCGAUGGUCUUCUGCUACAGCAUGAUAGAGGAGCACGAUGUCAGCGUUAAACUCGCGCUCAAUGAUGACAUCCCAUCCAUUUACGAUGUCGUGGAUCUAGGUAACGUCUCAUUCCUCAGUUGGGGUCCCAGCGGGACGGGCUGGACAAAUCCUGAUCCCCGGGUAGAAGGCAUCAAAGACGCGAUCCGCUUUGCCUUGGCCGAUUCCAUUGUGAAGCACGUGGGUUUGGACGAGGUUGGGGGUGGAAUGAACACAUCAGAACAGGACAGGAUUCUCAGGGAUGGGGCCUCUGUGGUUGGAUAUGCCGAGGAUGCCAUUAUAUUAUUUCAAGCAACCGUCGCCCCUUCUACGCUUGUCGUUGGGCCGCCGUACUUAGAGACUGCCACACAAUACGUGCAGACAUUCGGCCUGGUUGCCAUCGCUCCUGUGGCCCAUGUGAUGACUGCCAUGUGUGCAAUCGUUGGACUCAUGCUUAUCGCGCUCUUCAUACAUCAUUACAUAUGGCGCGAGGGAUCAUUGACCAGUGCCGCACCUUCAGCGAGUACGACGGCUCCAGCGCUGGCUUCAUGAAUCAAUGCUCCCAGCUACACGGGAUUGUUGGAAUGUCGAUGCUUCACCAGUGGAAAUAUGCGGCAAGCAUGCAGUUAAUCGUUCUAGUACAGAACAUAUCGCAAUGGUGUUAAUUUUUCUCCCGAGUAUUACGUUGCUUACAAGGUCUGCAUGCUCUUAAAUUAUUUCUCCUUUUCUGUCAACUACAGUCAUGGCAUAAUGCCGAAAUGCAUGUCGGAAAUUUACCCAGAUUGUGUAAAACAGAGAAAUGUGAUUGCAAUGCU
Cantharellus anzutake is the source of this 1954-nucleotide messenger RNA. RefSeq lists its product as uncharacterized. The transcript is spliced from 12 exons. NCBI's taxonomy places the organism in Eukaryota, Fungi, Basidiomycota, Agaricomycetes, Cantharellales, Hydnaceae. Bases 60 to 1691 code for a protein of 543 amino acids. The record is from RefSeq and is a predicted model, not a curated record.